AAGCCAUGGGUGAUACAGAAAGAGUUGUUCUUGUGACGGGGGGUUCAGGUUUAGUGGGACAGGGAAUAAGGUUGGCCUUGGAGAAGUACGGUCUGAGGGAGCCCAAUGAACGUUGGAUUUUCGCAUCGUCGAAGGACUUGAAUCUUUGCAGCGGUGCGGAGACAUCUGCCUACUUUGAGCGAGUCAAGCCUACGCAUGUCAUUCAUCUGGCAGCCAAAGUCGGUGGACUUUUUGCCAACAUGAGCGACAACCUGGGCUUCUUCCGUACCAACAUGAUGAUAAAUGAUAACCUGUUGGAGUCUUGUGCGAAGUUCGGCGUUAAAAAGACUGUUUCCUGCCUAUCGACCUGCGUAUUUCCCGACAAGACAACUUAUCCCAUUGAUGAAACCAUGCUGCACAAUGGGCCACCACACUCUUCAAAUUACGGAUACGCCUAUGCUAAACGCAUGGUCGAUGUGUUGAAUCAUGCCUACACGGAUAAGUACGGGACAGUUUUCACGGCCGUCAUCCCCACAAACGUGUUUGGGCCUUACGACAACUUUAAUUUAGAAAGUGCUCAUGUCAUUCCCGCUCUCAUGCACAAGGCCUACUUGGCUAGCAAGGCUGGCGAGCCACUGCUGGUGCUUGGCUCGGGCACUCCCCUCCGGCAGUUCAUCUACUCCGUCGACCUUGGUCGCCUCAUUGUCUGGGUUCUGCGAAACUACAGUAAACCAGACCCAAUUAUUCUCUCCGUGCCAGAGACUGACGAAGUCUCCAUUAAAGAUGCUGCCAGCGCCAUUGUCGCUGCUAUGGGCUGCAAGGGACUAAAGCUGGAUCCCUCAAAAGCGGACGGUCAAUUUAAGAAAACCGCGUCUUCCGCAAAACUAUUGUCCCUCUACCCCGAUUUCAAAUUCACUCCUUUUCAAGAAGGUUCGUUACCCCAAUGUCUACAAUUUCUUUAA
This is a messenger RNA of Mesocestoides corti, 941 nucleotides long. The record is from the annotation of a GenBank genome assembly. NCBI's taxonomy places the organism in Eukaryota, Metazoa, Platyhelminthes, Cestoda, Cyclophyllidea, Mesocestoididae.